AUGGCGGAAGGUGGUAAAUUAAAUUCAGCUAAAAACAGCUUCGACGAUGCUGUUCCUGGGCGCAAAGAACAAAUAUUAUGUCAGCCAUGUUCCAGAAAGGAUUUACAAACAACUGCUGAUGUGUUUUGUUCAGACUGUGACGAAUAUCAGUGCAAUGAAUGUUCGAAGGUACAUACAGUCUAUGCGUUUAUGAAAAAUCACAAGUUAGUGAAAUCGAACGAAGUGAAAUCGAAACCAUCUUCUUUUGAUAUGAAAGGAAUGGACAAUUGUGAACAGCACGGUGAAUUGUUGAAAUUUUUCUGUGAAGACGAGAACCAGCUCUGCUGCAGUACAUGUGCUAUAGUUGAUCACCGGAAAUGCCACAGUGUCGUAGAAGUACCGAAGAUUGCCGAGAAGUCGCGUUCUGAUGAUUUCAAGUUGAUGAAAAAAAUGGAAGAAGUAAAAUCAAAAGCGGAGAUGAUUGUUAAACACAUUGAUUCAUCGAAAGAACAACUCAGUACAAAUAUCAAAGCAAUAUUUAUAGAAAUAAAAAGAAUGCGAGGUGACAUGAAUAAAAUGUUCGACGAAUUGGAAGUUUACGUUACCAGGGAAACUGACGAAAUUCAGGCUGAAGUAACUAAUACACUGGAAAAGAAACGAUCCAGCGUUGAGAAACAUAAAGCUGAUGCUACAAAGUCACUGGAUAUUGUUGAUACAGUUUCGGAGAACGGGACGCCAUCACAGCAGUUUAUAGUAAAACAGAAAAUAAAAACACAGGCCAAUGAACUUUACAGGGACGUGGACAAUGAAUGUCAAAAUUUACAGAUUGCUACCGUUUCCUUUAAAUUUGAUAAAACAUUAAAGUUGCCACCACUUCCUAUUUCUGCAGGCGUUCCAGGAAAGCUUACAUUAAAAUACACCCUGCCUGAAGCAAAGACAUCUGUCGCACCUGUAAAUCCGCAAUUUAAGUUAACGAAGGUUACUUCCAUUGGUUUGAAGCAGACUGGAGAUGAUACCAGGGAACCGCACUACACAGGACUGGAUUUCCUACCGGAUGGUAGACUGGUUGCCGUGGAUAGACACAACAAGAAAUGCUUGAUUUACAACGAGAAGCUUAAGAAAGUAGGAUCAUAUCAGUUAUCGUAUAAACCACAAAGUGUAGUUGCUGUAUCUGAGGAGGAAGUGGCGAUAACAUGUAUUAAUCACUACAAGAUAGACUUUCUACGUGUCAGCAAAUCUAAUGAAAUAACUUUGAAUAGGACAUGUAAAGUUAAGACACGGUAUAGCUCUAUAUGUCUGAAAGAUGAGAGACACUUUGUUGUUGGAACUAUCGAUGAUACAAGACCUGUUCGUAUUGUAUCAAUGUCAGGGGAAGAGAAAGAUUUCAGCGUCAGCUUUCCCAAUAAGAAAUAUUCUUUAGGCGAUAGUUCAUGCACCUAUAUAAGGAAUACUGAGAAGAUGAUACUAACCGAUAGGCUCGAACAUACUGUUUAUAUAUAUGACUUCAAGACUAACACCAGAAUUGUUGUCAAGGACGAUCAGAUAAAGGAACCAAGUGGUGUAGCAGUAGGUCCAUCCGACUGUUUCCUGGUUUGCAGUGAAAAUACAAAUUCAAUUGUGCAGAUCUCUCAAACAGGUCGGAUUCUAUCAUCGUUUAAGUUGGAUAUGAAAUGGCCACGCAGAGUCUGUGUUUCAAAGAACAAUUCUAUUCUUGCUGUUAUAAAUUGCUGUCGGGGUGAAAUAAGGUUGCAGUUGUUUAAAUUUACAGGUUCAGAGUGA
This is a messenger RNA of Mercenaria mercenaria, 1758 nucleotides long. RefSeq names its product E3 ubiquitin-protein ligase TRIM71-like. Gene Ontology annotation, molecular function: zinc ion binding. The transcript has a single exon. The record is from RefSeq and is a predicted model, not a curated record. The coding region runs from base 1 to 1758 and encodes 585 amino acids. Lineage: Eukaryota; Metazoa; Mollusca; Bivalvia; Venerida; Veneridae.